This is a messenger RNA of Acytostelium subglobosum LB1, 1881 nucleotides long. RefSeq lists its product as hypothetical. The record is from RefSeq and is a predicted model, not a curated record. Gene Ontology annotation, molecular function: ATP binding; protein serine/threonine kinase activity. Gene Ontology annotation, biological process: peptidyl-serine phosphorylation; intracellular signal transduction. The coding region runs from base 1 to 1881 and encodes 626 amino acids. Lineage: Eukaryota; Evosea; Eumycetozoa; Acytosteliales; Acytosteliaceae. The transcript has 4 exons.
AUGUCAGAUGUCAAUGAAUCGAGCAAUGCUCCACCAGCUAUCAAUGUAGAUAAACCAACUGCUGGUGUUACCGAUGUUGUCGGACAACAAACAGGUGGUCGUAGUAACAGUACUGGAGGAGGAGGAGGAGAACAAUCAUCAACAUCAUUGAGUGCAUCGGGUACCAGUCAUCAAAGACAACAGAGUUCUACAACGACAACGACAACAACUACACCAUCAUCAUUAUCAUCUUCUGUCAACAACAACAACAGUGCCUCAACAACAGUACUGUCAUCAAUAGAUACCAAACGAAUGAUACAGACAUCACUAAGUAGCAAUGAUAUAUCAUUCUCACCAAGCUUAUCUCCGCCACCGCCCAACGCAGGUGCAUCACCAUCGAUCGCGCCCAAGAAGAAGACAAUCGACGACUUCACCAUUGGCAAGGUGUUGGGUGAGGGCUCGUACGGCGCCGUCGUGCUGGGCACCGACAAGGACACAGGCGUCCAGUACGCCAUCAAGAUAUUGGAGAAGAAGCACAUCAUCAAAGAGAACAAGGGCAAGUACGUCCAGAUCGAGAAGGAGAUCCUCUGUCGCUCCAACCAUCCCAACAUCUGUAAACUAUUCUUCACCUUCCGAUCAGACAACUGUCUAUACUACGUGCUCGAACUAUGCUCUCAAGGUGAUCUGUUGCAUCAUAUUAGAAAGGUUGGAUCGUUUAAUUAUGAGUGUACAAGGUUCUACACGGCACAGAUUAUAAGCGCGUUGGAGCAUCUACAUGGUCUGCGCAUUGUACAUCGCGACCUGAAGCCAGAGAACAUCCUACUCUCUGAUGACAUGCAUAUUAAGAUCACAGACUUUGGUACUGGCAAGAUACUUGGCAAUGACAGUAACAACAAUCUUAAUAAUAGUAGCAGUAGUGGUGGAGGAGGUGGUAACAGCAACAGCAUUAGCAAUAGCAUCAACAAUAGUAGUGCCAAUGGUAGUGGAAGUGGAAGUGGCGGAAACAGCAACAGUGUAAAUUUGGAUGUGAGUGGCAAUGGUGGCGAGUUGAUACGGUCCAACUCCUUUGUCGGAACAGCAGAAUACGUAUCACCAGAGCUGAUAAACAACAAGGAGACAUCGACUGAAUCUGACUUGUGGGCAUUGGGCUGUAUUAUAUAUCAACUGAGCACUGGACGCCUACCGUUCAGAGGCAAGACAGAGUUCUUGACAUUCCAAAAGAUCUCGAAUAGGGAGCUGGUCUACCCGACCAACAUGAACGCGGUGAUCAAGGACCUAAUCGAGAAGCUGUUGAUUGUCAAGCCAACAGACAGACUGGGCUCACCGGCAAUGGGCAGCUUUGCCAAGUUGAAGGAGCAUCCAUUCUUUGAGGGUGUCAACUGGGACACGCUGUCCAAGCAGACGCCUCCACCCAUCGUGCCACCCGUCGAAAAGAUCAUCUUUGACGACGACCUCUCAUCGUCAGCAAACAACUCAUCAGCAGGUGGCAAUGGCAAUGCUGGUGCCAGCUCAAACAAUCUGCAGCAACAACAUGCCAACCCAACACCAGGUCCAAGCCUAUCACAGCAACAACUUGCCGAGCGAACCAAAUGGGCACAGUUCCUUCAGUCUGGCGAGACAAUCAUUGAGAGUGGAUUGGUUUGGAAGAAGAAAGGAUUCUCAAUCAAGAAGCGUCAGCUGAUACUCACAUCACAGCCCAGGCUCAUCUAUAUCGAUCCCAAGAAGAUGGAGCUAAAGGGUGAGAUACCCUGGUCUUCAUCCCUAAAGCCCGAGGCCAAGAAUAACUCAAACUUUAUCAUCCAAACUCCAAAGAGAAAGUAUUUAUUAGAAGACGUUGAUCAUAACUCACAAAAGUGGAUAGAUGCUAUAUCAUCUACAUUGUCAAAUGUAACCAUCCAUUAA